Gavia stellata (red-throated loon) is the source of this 1457-nucleotide messenger RNA. It is a transcript of the gene CACUL1, whose product is annotated as CDK2 associated cullin domain 1. The record is from RefSeq and is a predicted model, not a curated record. The transcript is spliced from 9 exons. Gene Ontology annotation, biological process: ubiquitin-dependent protein catabolic process. NCBI's taxonomy places the organism in Eukaryota, Metazoa, Chordata, Aves, Gaviiformes, Gaviidae. Gene Ontology annotation, molecular function: ubiquitin protein ligase binding. Bases 1 to 1047 code for a protein of 348 amino acids.
AUGGAGGAGGAGAGCAUGGAGGAGGAGGGCGGCGGCGGCUGCGAGGCCAUGAUGGACGACCAGAACCACAACAACUGGGGCGCCGGCGGCUACGGGCGGCACCUGCUGGGCCCCGCCGCGGCGCCGCUCGGUGACCGCCUCCUGCGCGGCGCCGCCGCCGGGCCCCCGGCCGGGCCGGAGCUCCCCGCGGUGCCCGAGGCCAACGGCGUGCUGCGGGGCUGCGAGCCGGGGGGCGCCGCGGGCAAGGGGGGAGCCGGAGCCAUCGCCGCCGCCAUCAACAUCAACGCCUCGACCUCCAAGUUCCUAAUGAAUGUUAUAACAAUUGAAGACUAUAAGAGCACAUAUUGGCCAAAGUUGGACAGUGCCAUAGAUCAGCUUUUAACUCAGAGUCCUGGUGACUACAUCCCUAUCUCCUAUGAACAAAUAUACAGUUGUGUGUAUAAGUGUGUAUGCCAGCAGCAUUCGGAACAGAUGUAUAGUGACCUAAUAAAAAAGAUAACUAACCACUUAGAGAGAGUCUCAAAGGAGCUGCAGGCCAGCCCUCCAGAUCUCUAUAUUGAAAGAUUUAACGUAGCUCUUGGACAGUAUAUGGGAGCAUUGCAGAGCAUUGUGCCUCUUUUCAUAUAUAUGAAUAAAUUUUACAUAGAAACCAAGCUUAACAGAGACUUAAAAGAUGACCUUAUAAAGCUGUUUACGGAACAUGUUGCAGAAAAGCACAUUUACAACCUAAUGCCUUUACUUUUGGAAGCUCAGUCAACGCCGUUUCAAAUAACUCCAUCAACCAUGGCAAAUAUUGUGAAAGGCCUGUAUACACUACGACCAGAAUGGGUACAGAUGGCACCAGCUUUAUUUUCUAAAUUCAUCCCAAAUAUUCUACCCCCUGCUGUGGAAUCUGAGCUUCAGGAAUAUGCUGCUCAAGACCAGAAACUUCAAAGAGAGCUUAUGCAGAAUGGAUUUACUAGAGGUGACCAGUCACGCAAGAGAGCUGGAGAAGAGUUAACUUACAAUGGCUCAUCAGCUUGUGCAAGCUCCAGGGGAUACAGAUAGUGAAUAUACUGGAUCAGCUUCUAUCCCUAGCCAGAACAGACACUGGAGGAGCGCAGGUGGUAUCCGGAGCCUCCUUUGGCAACUGCUGAUACUCAAGCUCUGACACGAACUAUGCCUCAAAGAAGAGUUUCGGACUUUCUUCUUUAUAUAAUAAUGUCAGUUGCUGCUACGAUUGGGAUGACUUUGAAAGACAUGAUUCCUUGGUCUGGCCUCUUAACAAGUUCAUGUUCUGCGAUUUUUGAGGAAUGCACCUUGAAAAACAAUCCUUUCAAAGUGGACAUGGGCAGCCGAAAUCAGCAGCUUCCAAAAGCGUUAGAAUGGAAGAAUCUUUUUUGCACUCUUUUCUUAAUAUUAAGAACAUUCUUAAAACUAGUUAACACAUCGGUGUAUUAGUUUUUAAACUUCAAGGU